UGCUCAAAUCCCGUUUGGCGGGAUUUAGCAUAAAUCCUGUUGCCAAACAGGCCCUAAGAACUAUUACGCUUCCGAUAGCCUUAGGCCUACGCAGCUUUUUGUUUUUCCUCUUCUCCAAUUCUCGUUGCUGCUACUUCCACUGCUUUGCUUGAGGUAGAGUUUUGAACGGAUCGCUAAAUGCCUUUUUCGCCUCCUUCAUGACGUUCCUUGCUGUAGGAUCGUAAGUCAUGUCGGUUCGCUGUUCUUCCUGUUGAAUCGGAAGUAACGAGGUAGCUCGCUCGCUGCGAAGAUAUGGGGGAUAGUAGUUGUCCUACCCAACUAAUUGAUCGAGAUGGUGUAUACAAUGUCUCUGGAAUGGAGAAUUUCAUGGAGACUAUGAAACUUGGUGAAUGUGGUGUCUCAUAUGCUAUAGUCUCCAUACUGGGUCCUCAGAGUAGUGGGAAGAGCACUCUUCUGAACCGUCUUUUCCAUACCAACUUUAGAGAGAUGGACGCAUUUAAUGGGAGGUCUCAAACUACUCAAGGAAUUUGGCUAGCAAAGUGUGUGGAUAUUGAACCUUGUACUAUUAUCAUGGAUUUGGAGGGUUUUGAUGGAAGAGGGGGUGGAGAGGAUGAAGCCGCAUUUGAGAUGCAGAGUGCUCUUUUUGCUUUAGCAAUUUCAGAUAUAGUGUUGAUAAAUAUGUGGUGUCAUGAUAUUGGACAUGUGCAUGGUGCUAACAUACCUCAAUUACAAAUUGUAUUCCAAAUCAUGAUGUGGUUUUUUAGUCCUCGUAAAAUAACCUUACUUUUUGUCAUACGUGACAAGACUGAAACCCCUCUUGAAAUGUUGGAAGCUAUUUUGAGGGAAGAUAUUCAAAUGAUUUGGGAUUCUCUUAAAAAACCACUUAAGCAUAUAAAUGCACCACUUAGUGAAACUUUUAAUGUAGAAGUUGUUGCCCUUUCGAGUUUUGAAGAAGAGGAAGAACAGUUCAAUGAGGAGGUUGCAAAGCUAAGGAAAAGGUUUUUUUACUCUAUUUCUCCUUGUGGGCUUGCUGGAGAUAGACGAAGCAUUAUUUCUGCAUCAGGAUUUUCAUUUAACGCACAACAAAUUUGGAAAGUUAUAAAAGAGAACAAGCUACUUGACUUACCCUCCUACAAGGUUUUGGUUGCUAGUUUUCGUUGUGAAGAAAUUGCAAAUGAGAAAAUUGCUUCUUUCUCUAACAAUGAGGAGUGGCUCCACCUAGAAGAGGCUGUGCAAAAUAGUAUUGUUCCAGAUUUUGGGAAGAAGCUCAAUUCUAUAUUGGAGAACUGCUUGAUUAGUUAUGACAAGGAAGCUGUAUAUUUUGAUGACGAUGUUAGUACCUCAAAGAGACGACAAUUGGAAUCAAAACUUCUUCAGUUUGUUCAACCUGCUUACCAUUCCAUGUUGGGGCACCUAAGAUCCAAAACUUUAGAAGAUUUUAAAGUUAGAUUUGAGAAGGCUCUGAAAAGUGAGGAAGGAUUUGUGGUUGUUGCUAAUGAUUGCACUCAGUCUCUCAUGUCCGCAUUCAAUGAAGCCUGCAAAGAUGCAGGCAUUGAACAAACAACUUGGGACUCUUCAAAAGUACGGGAGAAGCUUCAACAUGAUAUAAAUGAGCAUGUUAUUUUAGUUCGCAAGGCAAAAUUAUCUGAGCUCGCAACCUUUUAUGAGAAAAAACUCAACAAGACACUUUCUAAGCCUGUGAAAGUUCUUUUAGAUAUUGCUAAUGAUGAUACGUGGCCGACAAUUAGAAGAUUUCUUCAACGGGAGUCAAAGACUGCUUUAUCUGAUUUUGCUUUAGCCCUUUCUUCAUUUGAUAUUGAUCAGACAACUAUUGAAAAAAUGCUUGCAAAACUAGAAGAAUCUGCCAUAAUCAUUGUUGAAUAUAUGGCGAGGGAAAAAGCUAGGAUGGUCUUGAUGUAUAUGAAGGACAGGUUUAGAACAAAGUUUAACAAUAAUUUUAAUUCAAUUCUAAGAUUGUGGACAAGAGAAAAAGACACAAAAACAAUCACCAAAAUGGCUCUUUUAGCAUCCUUAAAGUUACUCUCUGUUAUUGCUGCAAUUCGCUUAGAUGAAGACAAUGAUAAUGUUGAGAAAACCCUUCAGCUUGCUUUGGUGAACGUUCCUAGUAGUUCAACUUCAAAUAAGAGCAUUCAGUCAUUGGACCCACUUGCUUCUAGUACAUGGGAAGAUGUUCCCUCAAUGAGAACAUUAAUUACACCAGUUCAAUGCAAGUCAUUGUGGAGACAGUUCAUGGAAGAAAUAGAGUGGUAUUAUGGCACAAUCAUUUGAACGCAGGACAAGAGUGUGAGUUGGUUGCUCACUGUUGUUGAUUGUUGUACCUUUUUUCAUUUUUUUAAAAUUUUCUUUUAUUUGCUUGUGGGGGAGAUCUUGGUGGAUGGUUGAUGUUGUGAUGUGAUGAUGAUGGUUUCUAUUGUUAUCAUAAUGCAGUAUGAUAGUGCAUGUGGCACUAAGUGAUUUUGUGAUUUAGUUGUUAUUAUCAAUUGCCUUAUGUGUACCUUGUAUCACUUUGAAUUAAAAAUACAUGUUAGUUUUUAUUGCAAAAUUUGUUAUGUUUUUGUUUAU
Dendrobium catenatum is the source of this 2583-nucleotide messenger RNA. Its product is annotated as protein ROOT HAIR DEFECTIVE 3-like. Bases 292 to 2289 code for a protein of 665 amino acids. The transcript is spliced from 20 exons. The record is from RefSeq and is a predicted model, not a curated record. NCBI's taxonomy places the organism in Eukaryota, Viridiplantae, Streptophyta, Magnoliopsida, Asparagales, Orchidaceae. Gene Ontology annotation, molecular function: GTP binding; GTPase activity. Gene Ontology annotation, cellular component: endoplasmic reticulum. Gene Ontology annotation, biological process: endoplasmic reticulum membrane fusion.